Molecule: messenger RNA, 7886 nt
Organism: Pogona vitticeps (central bearded dragon)
Lineage: Eukaryota; Metazoa; Chordata; Lepidosauria; Squamata; Agamidae
Gene: FLVCR1
Product: FLVCR choline and heme transporter 1
Biological process (GO): mitochondrial transport; heme export; transmembrane transport
Cellular component (GO): membrane; mitochondrion
Molecular function (GO): heme transmembrane transporter activity; heme binding
Source: RefSeq, a predicted model, not a curated record
UGUGGUCCAGGUGUCAUUUUAUAUUUAGAACUGCCCUGUGUUUCUCCAUCACUUCCUCCAUCUUUUUUCUUCCUACCAAAGAGUGGAAGAAAAAAGAUGGUCAGCAUUCUCGUCUGUACAAGAAGCAAGCUGCUGUUCAGAACUACAAGCAUCAGCAUGAUCAGGCCUGCUGCUGGUAAAAAAGUGAGAAAUCAAAUUAAAACAUUCCAUGAUUGUGUUUUUUGGACAUAUCAGCAGUUAAAGAUUGCGGGCAGCAUCACCCACUUCCACGUGGACGCUCGCAGAGCUGGAAAGGGAUGAAAGGAGAUUCCCCACCGGCCCCACCCCUCCCGCCGUAGCAAAAAAGGAAGACGUCCGUGAUGGCUAAGCCACGCCUCUUUUCCAUCCCGUAACGUCCGAUAGCGCGGCAAUCGCUUCGCCCUCUGAUUGGUUGAGCACCGGCAGCGCGAGGAGCUGCUUCUGCGCAUUCGGCCGCCGGUCCCUCGUAAUUAAAGCGAGCGGGGAGUUGAGGCGUGGAGAGAGGGUUUUUUUUGUGACUGCUUCGUUGCCAUUAAAAAAAAAAAGCUCCACGUAUUUUAUUUUGCCUUCAGAGGGGCAGGAGAGGGGGAGCGGAAAGGAAGGGAGGAAAGUGGGCGAGAGGUGGGCGGAAAGAAAGCCUCCGGCGUCGAGGGUGUGGGAGGGGAAGCACCAGGUGAGGGAAACCUGAGGUAAGGUCAGAGGCUCCGGGCUGUGUGGUGUGUGUGCGUAUGUGAACCGGACGGGGAUGACCUUGGCGAACUGAGAGGCAAGGGAAGAGUCCGCUCCGGUGGUGAGAAGGCUGGAAGUGCAGGUGGAGGGAAAGAGCCUCGCCGCGAGGAUGUAUGUGGGGGGGAUGUGGGGCUGAGGGGAAAGGUUAGGAGUUGCCCCCCCCCCCGGUGUGUGUGUAUGUGUCUAGGUGGGGAAGGCUCCAGGCUGCCGGUAUCUCUGAAGGAGAGGAGAGGAAACGGGGCGGUGGUGUCUCUGUGGGGGAGGGAAGAAGCCGUCGUGCAGAAAGGUGGGGGGCGUGAGGGGGAAGGGGUCUUUUGAGUUCGGUGCCUUGAAAGGGAUCGAGCAGUCUUCCCCCCUCCCCGCUUUGUGAGGGGAGGGUGACCCCAGUGAGAGGAUGGGUGGGGAGGGAGCCGAUGUGGUGGAGCCAAGGGAAGGGGGUGGGGAGGAAGAGGGCGGCGAGAUUGGGGAGGUAGCGCCUGCGCCCCCCCUCCAGCAGAACGGGUGCCUCCCAGGCAAAGAGUCGGAUCACAGCAGCGUCUGCACACCUUUGGUCGCUGUAGUGAGUGAUGUGGAGGCUGGAAGAAGGGACACCUCCUUUCCUAAUCUGGAGGAGCAUCCCGAGGUGGAGGCUAUGCUGUCCCCUUCAACAUCGGGAAUGAAGCUGACCCCUCGGCUGUCCAAGCGCAGGCUAGUGGUGCUGGCCAUCUUCAGCUUGUACUCGCUGGUGAAUGCCUUCCAGUGGAUCCAGUAUAGUAUAUUGACAAGCAUCUUUACGCAGUACUAUGGUGUCCUCAACUCUCAGAUCGAUUGGCUCUCCAUGGCAUAUAUGGUGGCAUAUGUUCCUCUCAUUUUCCCUGCCACUUGGCUGCUGGACAUUCGUGGUCUUCGCCUCACUGCCUUGCUCGGAUCUGGACUCAAUUGCUUGGGUGCCUGGAUCAAGUGUGCCAGCGUCCAGCGAAACUUAUAUCCAGUCACCUUGCUUGCUCAGAUUGUAUGUUCUGUAGCUCAGGUUUUUAUUUUGGGGCUACCCUCCCGCAUUGCCUCUGUCUGGUUUGGACCAAAGGAAGUAUCCACAGCUUGUGCUGUAGCUGUUCUGGGUAACCAGCUAGGAACAGCAAUUGGCUUUUUAUUGCCACCAGUCUUAGUUCCAAACACACCUGAUGACAUGGAUCUCAUGGGACAUAACAUUCGCAUAAUGUUCUAUGGCACAGCAGCAGUAUCCACGUUCCUGUUUAUACUAGUAGCACUUGUAUUUAAGGAAAAACCUAAGCAUCCUCCAAGUCAGUCUCAGGCUGUUCUCCUGGAGGCAUCCACAGAAAAUUACUCCUACAAGCAGUCAAUUAUCAACCUUUUUGGAAAUCUUCCUUUUGUUCUCCUCCUGAUAAGUUAUGGAAUUAUGACUGGAGCCUUCUAUUCAGUCUCAACUCUACUAAAUCAAAUGAUAGUAUUUCAUUAUGAAGGAGAAGAAGUGAAGGCAGGAAGGAUUGGUCUGACACUUGUGGUAGCUGGAAUGGUGGGCUCAGUUAUUUGUGGCUUAUGGCUGGAUCAUACCAAAACAUAUAAGCAGACUACACUGAUUGUGUACAUCCUGUCAUUUGUUGGGAUGGUUGUAUUUACAUUCACUUUGGACUGUGGAAACCUUCUAGUCGUGUUUGUGACUGGUGGAGUGCUUGGUUUCUUCAUGACUGGUUACCUCCCUCUUGGUUUUGAAUUUGCGGUGGAAAUAACAUACCCAGAGUCAGAAGGCACCUCAUCAGGGCUUCUGAAUGCUUCAGCACAGAUAUUUGGUGUCAUCUUUACUCUGAUCCAAGGGAAGCUUAUAACAGUUUACAAUCCCCAGGCAGGAAACAUUUUUCUCUUUGUGUGGAUGUUUAUAGGCAUAAUUUUAACAGCUUUAAUCAAAUCUGAUUUACGAAGGCACAAUGUGAAUUCAGGGAUAAGUGUUGACAUUAAAUCUAUACCAGUUGACUCUUCUGCAGAAGAUGAACAGAGUAAAACUGCACCAAAAUGUCAGUCUGAAACAAAAAUUUAGAAGAGAAAUGCUAACAGUGUGGAACAGUCAAGUUAUAUCAAGCACAGAACCAACUCAUCUAUAUGCCUGAAUGUAAUAGAACUGAGUGUUACCAGUGGUAAUUAUGCAGUAUAGUUUGCAUUUGGAUGUACAUAUUGUGCUGAGGAUACAUUUUCAUUUUCCAUUGAUUAUUUUUAAUGGCCAUUUUGUUGACAUUGUCAUGAUAUCCCAUUUUGAAAAGCACAUACAGUGAAGCAACUGGAAUGCUCCAGCAAGUGACAGAUAAUUAAAAACAGCCACAACAAAUUAAUCCAUACACUAAUAUUUACAUGAAAUGUGUGCACAGAACAUAUUUAAGCAUAGUUGAAUGGGUAUUCUUUUUAGCAUAGGAUGGUUUUUAACUUUUUAAUUGUAAAUAUGUUGCAAAUUUUAAACUCUCCUUUCUCCAGGAGGGACGUACAGUAUAAGAAAUUCAGAUUUGAAUUGGUUAUACUGUAAAUUCUAUUUGCCAUUUCUGUUGGCCUUGGAAGAUUUAUGAUUUUAUGUCCAAAUACAGAUGAAGGAACUUCUUAAAUGAACAUUUCUUUGAAAUAAUGUUCCAGACUUUUAAAGGCAAAGACUUUUCAGAUUUAUGGGCUGAAACUCCUAGACCCUUAUUCAUCUUAUUUUUCCUUUGCAUUCCAAAAAUGCAUAGAAUAUAUAUAUAUAUGGGGGGGGGAGGGAGAGAGAGAGAGUCAGUAACACUUAAUGUAGGGAUGGAUUUGGGGCAGAUAAAUAGAGACAGGAGCCCACCAUGAACUCUGUCAAGUGUUUCACCUGGUCUGGCACAUUGCAUAGGUUUAAAGAAUCAUGUAGCAAAAGAAUGUGGCCUCAUUCUAAGGCUUAAUAUCUGUUCCCUUAUGCUGUUACGAGAAUAUACCUGUACAUGUGUUCAGUUUUUGCUGAUUGAGUGGAAAUUUGUCAGUUCUGGUAUGUUUGAGAAAUGUUAACAAUAUGUUCUGUCGUAUCCUUUAAUACCUUGUCUGGGGAAUAGCUGUUAAAUCUUUCUGUUUUAAAGGAACAAUCAGAGUGAAAUGUUUGCUGCUUUGUCUGAGCCACUGGAUGCUGCUGUUCUUGAUUCUCAAAUAAAUAAGGGCCUUUUCAAUAACUUUUCUUAAAAAUGUUGACAUGAGGAACAAAAGUUUUUUGUCUUGUGAAAGCUCCUGAUGUGAUUAUUUGAUUGUUUGGCCAGAAUUCUAGUGAUUACUUAAUUACUAAUUAAUGCUUACAUCGGGUAAAUUGCAAGUCUUGGUAGUAAAGUGUCACCUAUUAAUGAGGUGGUUUUAAUGUCUGUAUGUACAUGUGCAAUCAGGCAUGUGAUCAGGAAUGCGAUUGAGAUCUCAUUAAUGAUCAUAAAUUUGUCAUCAAGACUUCCAUGAUUUUUCUUAUGCAAGCAUAAAUUGGCAACUGAAUUCUGGCUUACAUGUAUAUUUAUUCCACAUUAGCUUAUCACAGGUUUAAGGUAAAAGCUAAAUCCUUUUUCCAAAAAGAGUCUUUUGUUUGUACUGGUAUGCUGAAAUGCUUCUCCUCUCUUUCUUUUGGAGAUAUUACUUGUUGCACAGCUGCCUCCUCCUUCCAUGACCACAGUGAAAAAAAGGAAAGCUAAUUUUAUCUUGUCAUAUUAGUACUCAUUUUAACAAGACCUCAUUUUAUUAGCAAUUUGUGUUAAAAAUACAGUAUAUGAAUAACAGAUGCAAAUUAUUUACUGGAACAUUUUUAUUAAUAAUAAUGAUUAGGCUAUUUUGAAAGCUUGUUCUGAAGCCAUUUGGGUGGGUUAUUCUUCAGUGAUAAUCCAGUAUGCUGGAUGCCUGGACUAUACUACCAGUAGCUCAAGGUUGGAUUGGACAGGCAUUCUGAAGAAGGUACCUUUCUACAUGUAACUGGUAUUCUUGAUCCAGCCAUUGUGUCUUCUUUCCCUGCUGUGCAUUUCUGAGCAUGUUAAUGUUUGGUUAGGAGUUGAAUAGGAAGGUAUUUGUCCUGCACCUCAAAGCAUGUGCAGAGGCAGCAGGUUUGUUUGCUCAGUUUUAGAACAGAAGUGAGCCCAAGAUUAAUGCUCUAGAAGGUUCUGUAGGUGAUUUUUCAGGUGAUUUAUAGCAUAUGAUCCACAUUUUUAAAGCUUUUCUUGUUAUAUCAUACUUUUCUGAUCUUAAAUUUGUCACAUCACCUAAUUUUUUUAAGAAUCCUAGUGCUCAGCUUCUGCUGUAUUUCUAGUGAAUACCUACUAAUCUGUUGUCUCCUUUUAAUAAGCAUUAUCUAGUAAGCAUAUUAAUCAGUUAGUAGCUGGACUUCUCUAUCUACUGCUGAGUGAAACCAGUUAAAAGCCUUUUCAAUAUGCAUUUGGAAAGGCAUGAUAUUAUAUUUUAAACAUCAGUGUCUCUGAAUAUUUUUCAUAAAAGAGACAACUGGCAUCCAGGUUGUGUCAACUUAAAUCUUAUUCUUUGACCCACUCUAUGCCUGCAUCUUCACUUUAGCAUGGAUUUUUAGGUGUUAGAAGAGAUUUAUUUCCUUUUUCAUUUUAUAAUUUGAAAACCUUAAUCCUGCAAGUCCCUUUUUAUAACAUCACCAGAUUCCAAAUUAUCCUCUGUGCAAAAUUCCAAAUAAAUUUGAUGUUACAGGAAGUCUGCUGGGCCUUUGCAAACAAAGCAUUCCUGGUAAUGACAGCUUAACUCUAGUUCAAAAGCAAGGCUUCCUAGUAGGCCUGUGCAUGCUUUUAACAAGAGCUUGAGUUAUAUUUUGGCAGAUUACAUCCUGAAUACAUUAAAAUGCAAGAUGGAAAAAUGUAUUGCAUAAUUAAAAUUAAUACAAGUUAUUGACUUCAAAAUGAGGCAGGUAAGUAUACCAAUGAUGCAUAAUUAGCUAUGUAUCAUUAGUAUACUUGGGGUUAUUGCGUUGUGAAUCACUUAACUCUUAAGAGAAUCUACAGAAAAAUUUCCUCUGUGGUACAAGCUUAUAAGGAAAAUUCCUUUUGGAAUCUAAAGAGCUGCUUGAUCACUUAGAGCAAGAUUGCAUUUGUCCAGUGGAAGUGUUAUUUUUCCAUCUCUGUUUCAGAUCUCAAGUAGCUUUUGAAACUUCUCUCACUUUCAAAGUCAAUUUGGAAUGUUGUGUUGGUUGUCAUUUGAAGAAAAAUGAGGCGUGAAGCAUUCCUAGGCUUGCAUAACUACUUUCAUGGUCUUUUGGUCCCUUUGUAGGUACUGAAUCCUCUGUAAGUUUUUUGCAUUGGAAGAUUCAUUAUUUUAUUAAUGACUGUGCCAGUGUGCACGUAUCAGAUAAAAUUAUUUUUAAAACUAGCUCCAGAUCUUCUUAUUGCAUGUAUGCACUAGAGGAAUGUAUGUGGGCUUUGUAUCAUCCGUUUUUAGGAUUUUGUUGGGAUUUGCUGAAUUCUGCUGAAGUGUGUUGCCGUAGAAGUUUAAAUCAUUGUUAAAUAGCUAAAUCAUAAACCCUAAACUCAAAAUGUUUGCUAGUAUAUGUAAGAGAGGAAGAAUGUAGUUGUAUAACAUUUUAAGAAAGUUGCCUCAGUUUCAUUUUUAAAAUCUCCAUGUGUCCUCAUGGUUACAGCAAACUGUAUCUGUCAUAAUUCUGAAUACUUUCAACGUGAAAGUCUUCACAUUUGCUCAAGGUGCAAAUGCUUUUGUAUGUUUGUGUGAAAGAAAUACUGUGAAUAUUGAACUGACUAAAUGAUACCUCUCUGAAAAGGUGCUUUGAUUUCACUAAAUUGUUCUGUUGUAAGUACAGUUUAUUUGGGAGGAGCUGUGUUCCUAUUAUUGCUGCCUUUAUUUUUUUACCAGGUGUUUUUUUUUACCAAUCACAAUUAGGUGGCAAGAAGUGGAUAAUGAUGAUAAUGAUUGACUAAAAUGAAGUUUUCCCCUAAUUUUAUAGCUAUUUCUGUUAGCUGUCCCAUAUGGCAAUCGUAAUUUUUUGCUUGAUUUCUUUGAUAGUUGUGCAUGUCUCACACACCCUCCAUAGAUAGAUAAUGAUAGUGAUUUGGAAAACUAUCUAUUUUGUAGGAAAGAUUAAUAUACCAUAAAUGUUGUGAGAAAAAAAAAACUAAACCGUGGCUUUCUGUCUUCAUUAACCAUUAUGGCAACAACUGAUGUUUAUAAGCAUGAUGCGGACACCAGAGAUUAUUAAUUCUAGAUCUUCUCCUUGUUUCAUUUGUUUUGAUUCAAUAGUGACAUGAAGGCUUAGCAUAAAAGCCUCUAAUUUCUCUAUAGUUUCUCUGGACAGUCCUCCUAAAUUUUAAUUAAGAUCUAAUGGGGGCAGCUAGGGGCUUCAUUCAACGGUAGGGUUGUCCUGUAGUGGGGUUUCUUUAAUUCGUUGGUCCAUUGAAUAGUGUCUAUGGGGCUGUUAGAAAGCUCUAGAAAUCCAUUUUAGGUUUUUUAUUAAGCUCCAGCCUUGGAUGGGGUGGGGACAUCCAGUUUGAGGUACCCUUUGCAGCCACUGCCCGGAGCUGGAACUCCAGCUUUGGAAAAGGGAAGAAGGGGCAUGUUGCAGGUAUGCCGGUGGGAAAGAAUGUGGAUCUGCUGGAUCCACAACCCUUUGAGCCUUCAGCCACAUCUCCAAUUUGGGGAGGGGGGUGAUCAGGUGGGAUUAAGGCCAGUUCUGAAUGAAUUCCAUCCUUUUUUUUUUUUUACUGGAGGGAAUUUUAUUCAAAAUGGAAAAAAUACAAAAUAAACCCCAAUCCUGUAAAGGAGGGGGCCAUCAGCUCAUGCCCUUCCUUUGUAUUUCUACCCUAGUGGCAAAAAGCCCAGGAGGACUUUUGAGUAUAUAACAGUGUUCCAUUGUUAGGAACAAUUUUCCCCUUAAGAUUGCAUCCAGAGACAAACAAUUAUUUCUGUGAUUUUGUAAGAGACUAAAAGUUCUUACGGAGCUGUUGAGACCAAAGGAUUACAAUGCCCUUGAAACACUGCUGUCCUAGUAUGACAUUCACAAUGGUUUGGAUACUUAAGUGCCAGAAUAGAUAUCAUAAGUCAACAAGAAGGGAGGAUCUUUGUUGUCUUGAAUGUAUUUGCACUGUAAUUCAUUUUUGUAUUGUUUGUACUUGCCUGUAUUGAGGUAUCUACUGCUGUAUUACUAAAUAAACCCCCCAUGG